AUGUUUACAUUGAAGGGUGAAGAUGUCAACAGGACACUUGAAGGUGGGAGGAAGCCUCUUCACUACGCAGCAGACUGUGGACAGCUUGAGAUUCUGGAAUUUCUGCUGUUGAAAGGAGCUGAUAUUAAUGCUCCAGACAAACAUAAUAUCACACCACUCCUAUCAGCAGUCUAUGAGGGCCAUGUUUCCUGUGUGAAAUUGCUUCUGUCAAAGGGUGCUGAUAAGACUGUGAAAGGCCCAGAUGGACUAACUGCCUUUGAAGCCACUGACAACCAGGCAAUCAAAACUCUUCUUCAGUGACGGAUGGACUGAUAUCUUAAAUGUCUCUCCUGUGGCCUCACACUGCUGCCUGUCUGUCACUCUUUGCAUCUUCCAGCUUCUUCAGCUAAAUACUUCGGGGGGAGGGAAAUUCUUUAUGAAUCAGACUAGUUAGGGGAUUGUAUCGAAGAUAAUCUGUUUGGAGAGGGUUGAAAACUAUUAUGAACAGUGUCCCUCUAGGACUUCUUUUCAGUGCACAAUCUCUUCCCAUUUCUAGUGAAAAUGGAAGAAGGAAGACAGACCAUGAUCUUGAAUUUUUUGCUUGUAAACCUCCUAGGUUCGUAUUAAGAUUUUUGUUGAAAGAUUCCUUUAGAUGGAAGUACUGUGCUACGUACCUGAAACUAAUUGUGAAGGAGACAAUAGUCCCAUGCUAUUAGUGUCUGCCAUAAUCUGAAGUGUAGUAAUAUAGGUGGCUGGAUUGCUUUUCUUUCUUCUCUCUCAGUGGAUAGCUUUCUUCUUCUUCUUCUGCCUAAAGCUUACGUUGCAGUUUUGAGGACUUUUGAUACCAGUUAUUGGAGCUGUUCUUUAUAUUGACUAAUUGGAUGUCACACUAAUGUUUUUCUGACUCUUGAGUAAACCGGGAAAGAUCAGUUGAGGCAUGGUGGUGUUACACUCCAGAAUAUCUGCCAAGGUACUUUUGGAUGCUUGAAUUUGAGGUUUUUGUUUCCCAUGUUUGUUCUAGUCCAGGAUAGAUGAUUUAUAGCAACCGGUUUUGACAGAGUUCAGAAUGUCACUGUAGUUAUUUCCAAAAGGAUUGUAAGAUGAAAUUUCUUUACUC
This is a messenger RNA of Pelecanus crispus (Dalmatian pelican), 1096 nucleotides long. The record is from RefSeq and is a predicted model, not a curated record. Lineage: Eukaryota; Metazoa; Chordata; Aves; Pelecaniformes; Pelecanidae.